AUGGGGGCUAAAGUUCUUAUCCUGGUCACCGUGGCCGUGGCCAUGCUCAGGAUGGUACUCGGCGCCAGUCACACGGUGGGCGCGCCGGCCGGAUCAUGGGAUCAACAGACCAACUACACCUUGUGGGCUUCGAGAACUAGGUUCAUCAUCGGCGAUGAGCUCCAGUUUCAGUACUCCACCACCGUGCACAAUGUUGUGGAGGUGAGAAAGGCUGGGUACGACGCCUGCAACAGCUCCAGCCCCAUUGCGACGUUCUUGACCGGCAACGAUGUCGUCCCACUUGCAGCCAUUGGGACGCGGUACUUCAUCUGCGGGGUCCCAGGGCAUUGUGGUGCCGGUAUGAAGGUUCAAGUCAACGUGAGGUUGAAGGCAGUGCGGACAGUACAACGGUGCCGAGGGACGGGGAAGCGGCUCCGGUGCCGGUUUGAGACUGUAUUAAGCUCAGCCACGACGGCUGGCAUUGAGGUGGCGCGGCUUGGUCUGGCUGUUGUCGCGACUAGUCUCAUGUUCCGCACCGUGGAUGCGCCGGAUGGGUCAUGGGACCUUCAGACCAACUACUCCCAGUGGGUUUCGAGAAUCAAGUUAACCACCGGCGAUGAGCUCAAGUUCCAGUACUCUGCCGCCGUUCACAGCGUGGUGGAGGUGAGCAAGACGGGAUAUGACUCCUGCAAUGGCUCCAGCCCCAUAGCGACUUUCCCGACCGGUAAUGAUGUUGUUCCGCUUGCCAAUGUUGGGACCCGGUAUUUCAUCUGCGGCGUCUCUGGGCACUGCGACGCCGGCAUGAAGGUCGAGGUCAACGUCAAGUCGAAAGAAGUGCGGCAGUACAACGGUGCCGACGGAUAGGGAACCGGCGUUGGUGCCAGUCUGAGAAAGUAUUAA
This is a messenger RNA of Triticum aestivum (bread wheat), 879 nucleotides long. RefSeq lists its product as uncharacterized. Gene Ontology annotation, cellular component: plasma membrane. The record is from RefSeq and is a predicted model, not a curated record. Lineage: Eukaryota; Viridiplantae; Streptophyta; Magnoliopsida; Poales; Poaceae. Gene Ontology annotation, molecular function: electron transfer activity.